Rotaria sp. Silwood1 is the source of this 426-nucleotide messenger RNA. The record is from the annotation of a GenBank genome assembly. NCBI's taxonomy places the organism in Eukaryota, Metazoa, Rotifera, Eurotatoria, Philodinida, Philodinidae.
AUGGGAUAUGCUUUGGCUGCAGCAACAUCACCGAUCAAAAUCACAUCUCCGGGUGAAAUUUUUCGAUCCUCAUCGAACAAAAUACUGCCUUGUCCUCGUUGCCAUCGUCAUGAUCGUGUUAUUGAUCGUGGGGCUCUUCUUGAUCGUCUUUUUGAUAGUAUGGAUCGUCUUAAUGAUCUUGAUGCUGCUGCUUCUCGUGAUUUUCGUGGUCGUGAUGCUGAUGCUCGUGCUCGUUAUCUUAGUGAUGUUAAUCUUGGUCUUUCUAUUGCUCUUAAUAAUCGUCUUGAUGAUGUCAUUUUUGAUCUCGGUGAUCUCGGUGAUCCUGAUGAUGCUGCUCGUACUGGUUAUGUUGGCACAAAGACAAAUUUUUGUUUUUUUACUGUCGAAGGUUGCAAUGACUUUUAUGUCUGCGAGUACGAACAUUAA